AUGGUUCGUUCACGAAGUCACAAUGUCUCCAAAAGCACAAGAAUAUUGAGAGUCGUCUAUGAUGAUCCUGAUGCAACUGAUUCAUCAUCGGAUGAAGAAAGUUAUUUUUUUGACGAAGAACAACGGAAGAGGAAGAGGAAGAGAGUUGUGCUUGAAAUUUCAGUCCCUAAUGUUUUAGAUGACAUUGUUUAUGUCGAUGAAACACCGGUCGAUAAUGGACCGAACAAGAGUAUAAUGAAUGAAAAACCUCGUAUCAAAUACAAAGGUGUUCGAAUUAGAAAAUCAGGAAGAUGGGCUGCAGAAAUUCACAAUCCCAUUAAAGGUAAGCGCGAAUGGUUAGGUACUUUCGAUACAGCAGAAGAGGCAUCCAAAGUAUAUGAAGCUAAAAAACUUGAAUUUGAAGCCAUAACUAAGGUGAAAAAUAGUGCAUCCAACAAUGUUGCUUCUAUUGAAACUAUGGUUGCUAUUUUGAAUGAGAAAAAGAGUGAUACGUUAAAUGUAUCUUCAUCGUUGCCGCAAUGGGUUGAUUGUGUUUCCAAUUUAUUCGAGAGUGGUGAAUUUUCAAGUGAUGAACCUAUUCUUGAGAGUCUCGAGUCUAAUCCUUUGGAGGGUGAAUUUAUGGAACAAAAUUUGCUAGAUUUAUGUCCUUUGGACACGGUGCGAAAACCGGAUGUCGAUGCGACAUCCGAUAUGUCUAGGAUUGAACUUAAUUGGUUAACAUUUGAUGAAUUGGGGUGGAGUUUGAAAUAUUUGGAUGAUCUUGGUUUACUUGAUGACCUUUAA
Messenger RNA from Trifolium pratense (red clover), 783 nucleotides. RefSeq names its product ethylene-responsive transcription factor ERF118-like. The coding region runs from base 1 to 783 and encodes 260 amino acids. The record is from RefSeq and is a predicted model, not a curated record. Gene Ontology annotation, biological process: regulation of DNA-templated transcription. The transcript has a single exon. Gene Ontology annotation, molecular function: DNA-binding transcription factor activity; DNA binding. NCBI's taxonomy places the organism in Eukaryota, Viridiplantae, Streptophyta, Magnoliopsida, Fabales, Fabaceae.